This is a messenger RNA of Erigeron canadensis, 3790 nucleotides long. Its product is annotated as disease resistance protein RPV1-like. Gene Ontology annotation, molecular function: ADP binding. The transcript is spliced from 6 exons. Gene Ontology annotation, biological process: defense response; signal transduction. The record is from RefSeq and is a predicted model, not a curated record. NCBI's taxonomy places the organism in Eukaryota, Viridiplantae, Streptophyta, Magnoliopsida, Asterales, Asteraceae. Bases 32 to 2959 code for a protein of 975 amino acids.
AAUAAUAAUAAAAAUAAUAGUAAUAAUAAUAAUGGUUAUUCUCAGUGAAAUUGACGAAGGAUCUUCAUCUGGUCAUAAUCAUAAUAAUAAACGAAGAUAUGAUGUAUUUUUAAGUUUUAGAGGAACCGACACUCGUAAUAACUUCACGGAUCAUCUCUACAAUACCCUUGUGAAUGAUGACAUAUCUACCUUUUUGGAUGACGAAGAGAUCGAAACCGGAAAAGCUCUGAAACCUGAAUUGGAAAAUGCAAUAAAGUCGGCAAGGGCUUCUAUAGUCGUGUUGUCUGAAAAUUACGCUACUUCCAGAUGGUGUCUUGAUGAACUUGUACUCAUCCUUGAGCAACGUUGGGUCUCUGACCAGAUUGUUAUACCCAUCUUCUAUCAUGUUGAUCCAACCGAUGUAAGGAAGCAACUAAACAGCUUCGGAGAUGCUAUCGCAGAGCACAGACGGACGAAGAUGGAGGCCGAACCAAAUGCAGAGAAAAGAGUUAAAUGGGGUGAAAAGAUUGAUCAAUGGAUUAAAGCACUCACAGAGGUUGCUGGCUUGAAAGGGAAAAGUGUGAAGGGCAGGAGAGAGCCAGAUUUUAUUGAAGAAAUUGUUAUUGAAAUCCGUCAAAGAUUAGGUGUAUCCCUAAGUGGUACUUUGCCACUGCUUAUCGGGAGGGACUGUGAGAUUGAAGAAAUCACCUCAUGGUUGAGAGAUGGCUCCUCCAGUCAUACUGCUGACAUUCUCACAGUCUUAGGGAUGGGUGGGAUUGGGAAGACAUCUUUGGCCAAAUAUAUCUUCCACUUGCACUCUGGUACAUUUGACAGGAGCAGCUUUAUUAAUAAUAUUAAUUCAAGAUGUACCGGAACAUUCAAUGGAUUGCUUGAUGUACAAAAGCAAAUUUACGAUAUCAUCUCAAAACACAACAAGCUACUGGUUCAUGAUCCUCAUGUAUACACCUCUAAGAUUGAGAAAGCAUUAGGCCGUGUGAAGGUGUUUUUAGUUCUUGAUGAUAUUGAUACUCUCGACCAAUUGGAUGCGUUACUUGGAAACAAAGGAUUUCAUCCGGGUAGCAAAAUCUUAAUAACAACGAGGAACGCAUCGUUGACAGAGAGGUGUGCAUUAUUCAAAUCGGAAGUUGAACGCAAACAUACAACACUCAAAGUUGAAGGCUUGUAUGAUGCUGCAGCAAUGAAGCUAUUACGUCUUCAUGCAUUCAAUUGCAAUGAUACCAAAGAAGGUUAUGGAGAGGUUAUCAAAAAGCUUAUGAAGUAUUGUAAAGGACAUCCAUUGGCUAUUGAAGUUCUUGGAAAGUCUCUAUAUAAUCGAGAUAUAACUUAUUGGGAAGAAUGUGUAGAAACUUUAAAGAAUGAACCUCGUUCUGAUAUAAGGACAGUCUUGCAAAUGAGUUUCAAUUCUUUGCCAUCCUCUAAUGAUAAGGAAUUGUUUAAGCAUAUUGCUUGUUUUUUUGUUGGAAUAGAUCGAGAGAUUAGCGAAAAAAUACUAAAGGCAUGUAAUAUAAAUGCAAAAUCCGGAAUCACAAAUCUCAUCGAGAGAUGCCUUCUUAGUGUUGAUCAAGAGAAUAGGAGCUUGAUGAUGCAUCAACUACUUGAAGAGAUGGGAAAGGCUAUAAUACGUGAAGAAUCACCCGAUGAACCAGGAAAGCGCAGUCGAUUGUGGUGUCACGAUGAGUCAUUCAGAGUCUUAAAAAGGAAAAAGGGUACUGAAAAGCUUAAAGGCCUUGUCUUUGACAAGAGAAUGCUUGAGAAAGAGAAGUUUUGUGAUCUGAAAACAGAUGCCUUCAGAAAUAUGGAUAAUUUAAUGAUACUACAUCUUAACUAUGUGCAACUCAGUGGGUCUUAUAAGAAUUUUCCAAAAAAUCUACGAUGGCUGCGUUUGCAUGGGUUCCCUGAGAAGUCUAUACCUUUGGACAUACCAAUGGAGAAGCUGGUUGUUCUCGACAUUUCAUACAGCUAUAUCAAAUCAUUUGGCCCGUGCAGUACUAGCUGUAACCCUCAACCACUUCAGGGCGGGCAAAAGGUGAUUGGAUCGUGUACAAAAGGCAAAAGAAUCCUUCCAUCAUUGAAGAUUCUUGAUCUAAGUUUCUGUGAACAACUUCAUAAACUCUGCGGCUUUUACGAACUACCUACACUUGAGAGGUUAAUAGUUAGAAAUUGCAUACGUUUGGUUGAUAUUUGUGAAUCUCUUGAGGAAUGUGUUGAACUAGUCCACAUCGAUCUUAGUUAUUGCGUAAAGCUAGAAAAGCUUCCAACAACAAUACACAAGCUGAAGAAGGAUUGCAAGCUAUUGCUAGAUGGUUGCAAUACUGGCGAGUCUAUUCUGCGACAAUUGGUUCCCUCUGGGAUGAGGAUUUCAUUCCCGAGCUCGUUAGUAAGUUUAUCACUUGCAGAUAAUAAUUUGUCGAAUGAAUCCUUUCCGGUGGACAUGAGUUGCCUAUCCAGGUUAAAGUAUCUGUGUUUAGAUAAAAAUCCUAUUGUUUCUAUGCCUAAUUGUGUAAGAAGCCUUUGUAGUCUAGAGGAACUUAGUAUGUCGGAGUGUAAAACUCUCAUGUCAAUCGAGCAUCCUCCAUGUGCACUAAAACGGUUGAAAGUUUGGACACCUGUUGUAAGUUCUGUUAAGCCUUUGUUACAGAGAAUUUUAUUUGAUCCAGAUAUGUCUCCGGUCAGCAUAGAUUUACUAUCAAAUUCAUUCCGAGCUUGGUCAUAUGAAAUAGAAGGGAUGGUGAAAAUCCAACCACUGGAAGGUGUUGAGGAAAAGCUAUUAUCUAGUUUGGGCUGGACUAAGUUAUUAGACUUACUUGAUAUAAGGCAAGCUGUAACUUACUGUGACUGGAGAGGAACAGAGCAAUCUCAAAUCCAGAUGUAUUAUGAAUUUGGAAUAUUCAGCAUAAUUUAUGGAGGGCAAUCAGGGAUGAUGAUGCCAGAUUGGAUUAGCUGGAGUAUAAGCAGCUAGAAGACACCAAUAUCAUUUACAAUCCCUUCAUCUCCAAACAAGCUGCUCAGAGGUCUCAAUUUUUGCUACGUGCUGAGGAAGAGUUGCUUCCCACGCGCAAUCACGGAUGGAUUACUUGAAAUGCCAACAAUCAAAAUAAGUAAUAAAACAAAAAACCGCACCUGGAUAUACAUCCAUUGUAUUGAGGUUAUCGAUGUAGGCGGAGAGUGGUUAACAUUUCUAAGCCACUGGAUGUUUGGCAUGAAUGAAAUGGAAGCCGGUGACAGUAUCAUUAUUACCUUGGAAGGAGAAGAUAUAUACGAUGAAGAUGAUAAUGGUAGCAUGCAAGAUGACGAUUACGCAAAUGAAUUUACAAAGAAUUGUGGGGUGGGGUUUAUGUAUCAAGAUGAAAAAGAAGAAGAUGCGUUAAAAUAUUACAAGUCAUGGAAUCACAUCAUUGGUGGUGAUCUUUCUUCUUUUCAAACAACAACCGGAGAAUACUUUCUAUAUCAACGUGAAUUUAGACGAGACUCUAACAUGUACCCACCGACUUACAGGGCAAAAUACGCCUCCUUAAAAUACAAAGAAGAGACCGUUCCAUUUAGAGCUUUCUCAAGUCCUAAGAUUCCUCCCAAGGGUGCAAAGCGUCAACGAUUGUCGGCUUGAAUUAACGAGCGUCUCUAUAGCGACACCAUUGGCAGGUUUUUGUCGGUUGACAUGCGUAACUGUUCCCUUUGGUAGAGUUAAGCUCAUAAAAACCACCAAGAUUUGUGAUUGAUUCUAUUUUUUCUUGGAAAUGCAAAAUAACAUUUGAACGGCUGACUAACACAAUAGCCAUAUGCCAAUUUUCUC